Molecule: messenger RNA, 1760 nt
Organism: Meloidogyne enterolobii
Lineage: Eukaryota; Metazoa; Nematoda; Chromadorea; Rhabditida; Meloidogynidae
Source: the annotation of a GenBank genome assembly
AUGCCAAACCAAGACAUUGUGCUUCAAGCUGUUGGUAAUGAUGGAGUUGUUCAGAGAUGGGUUCGACGCUCUUAUGUUCGACAUCUUCCACUGCGACGCAAUUUUUUUGAGCAAGAGCCGGAUGAAGGGACAAGCGAUGAUCAGCAAGUUGUGAAAAUGUUAGAUCCGCUAAAUACUAAAAUUGAAGAAUUGGGUUACCACAUUUUGGCUCGAGUUUUUCAAAGUCUCUCCAUUCUUGAUCGACUUCGAAUGGAACAUGUUUCUCGUCUUUUCCGCAACACAGCUAAAAUGGGAUGGAUUGGACAGCGCAAAAUUGUUGUAAUUCCAGAGGAGGCGACGAUAGAAGGAAACAAGACCUAUCUGUUUAGUGGUCGCGCUUACUUCCGUCUCAUAAUGAAGCGUUGUUGUCGUUACACUUUUGAACUUGUAAUUUAUCAAUUGGUGCCAAAGGAUCGAUUAUUUAAAUUACUUCAACUUUGCUUUCUUCUUCAACAUCUUUGCUUGGAUUAUUUGUCGCCCCUUAGUGGCUCUGAAUUUUUGGAAAUUUCUGAACGUUUGCCUGAAUUGAAGUCUUUGGUUGUCAAAAACUGUCGUUUGCAUUAUAAAUUCGCUCGUGAUUUUCAAAGAAUGCUUGAUGGUCUUCAACAUCUUCAAGUACUUUCUGUCGUCAACUGUGAAGGUUUUGAUAAAUUAGAAAUUGAGAGACUUCCUUCUACUCUACAAAUUAUUCAGUUAAAUUAUCUUGAUGGGAGUUUGGAUAGGCAAUUGAGGUUAUUUGAAUGUCUUCAAGUUUUUUUUUCUAAAUGUUUUUUCUUCAGAAUUAUUCAAACUAUUCGGCACCACGUUCCAAAUGUUAAAGUUCUGGUACUUGAUGAAGGUAACGAGCAAGCACAUGUUCUAAUGCAACCAUUCCAAAACAUAAAAGUCUUGGUCCUUCCAUUUCACAGCUGGGAUUGGAGAGGUAAUCGUGCGGAAAACGUUGAAUUUUAUCCUCGAGAAUUUCUUAUGCGUUUGACUGCUUUGGAUUUUGGAGAGGUUACUGUUGAGUUUGGAACUCUCAGAUUUAGCGCUCUACAAUUACCAAAUUUGGAAUAUUUGGUCCUUCAAGUAACCAGAAUUGUGAAUGCUAAUCAAUUCUUCAAUCAAGUUGUUGGUUUGCCUUCUCUGCGUUCUUUGACUUUUAAUAUCAAAGGAGGUACUUUUAGUGAAACAACGCAUUGGAAACUCAAAGAUAGACAAUUAUAUGAUUCUUUGAUGUCUAUGGCGCAAAGAGGAAUUAUUGAAUAUUUGCACGUCUCUUGGCCGUUAAAUACUUCUCUUGCUGUGGAAUUUGUUAAGAAUUGUUCGAAAUUGCGUGCACUUUUCUUUGGAAUUCGAAAUGCGAGACAUCGCGACUUGGAAGAAGAAUUUGAUUGGAAAAGUUUCAUUAAAUCACUUGAUGAAUUGAAAAAAGGAUUAUUACCAAAAGAAGAUUUUCAAAAAAUAAAAAUGUUCAGAAAUGUUUUUGGUGAAUGGUCAGGAACGAAUCCAUGGAAUCAAGAUUUUAAAUUGGCUCCAGUUAAACAUCCGUGGAUUGAAUGUCUUGGUAAAGCUAUACCUUCACAUGUAUUGGGAGAAGUUUGUCUGAAGGAAUUGGGAGAGAAUGUUGAUGUGACAACUGAGUAGGUGUUUUAAAAAUUAUUUUAACGUUGAAUACUUCCUUUUGGAUUGUCUGAUCAAAGGGUUUUAUAAAAUUGGGAUAGUUUGAAUAUAAAUAUGUC